UUUGAACAGGUCCUGACUUUCAGUGGCGUCAUUUCAGCUCAUCAAGACAGGACGGUCGAAGCAGCUUGUGCAUGCUCACCAAAGUUUCACAUUUGUCACGAGCCAAUUUCCUUCGCAGUGUCACCAGAGGCCCUAACACCUAAUCAGUGGGACUGGAGUCUUUUGGCCUCCUUUGGCAGACAGAUCGCCGAGCUAAAGAUCACUACCGGCCUGUGGGAGGACAAAGAAAGACGGACAUGCAGCAAAAUCGCAGUCGAUUCAUCCAUGGCCGGUUGCCCUAGCGAUAGUUGGCCUUUUGCAUUGUACAUAUUCGUCGCUGUCAGGCUUCUCUUGACUCCCUACGGAGCAAAAAUGUUUUUCUCUCUUCUCGUAUUCGGGCUGCUUGGAAAAAUAACUUACUGGCACUCGUGGCAGUCUGGCGUAGUGGUUAAUGUGUCGAGAUUAUACGCUGCACAUCACAAGCUGAGUUCGAGUCCUGCUGGAGUUGCUAUGGAGAAGGGUUCAGGCCAGGUCGAAAUGGCAGUCCACUCUAGCUGUGAUGUGAAAUGCAAUGGAAAAGUAGGGUAUACUCAUAUGAUUGUGGAAAAAUGUAGCCACCAAUUGUUGCCAGUUGCUAAGGCUGUGGUCUCGCCUGGAUACCGACUAAACGUCUGUCAAUGUGUACGGCCAACGGUACGACUCAUGAGCUUCCUGCACCCCUUCAACGUCGAUUUUGCAAAAUCCGAAAUAAAUCCCGCCUUGAAGACCAAAUCUGGUGUGCGAAAUGUCCGCUCGAAUUAUCUUUCCGUGUCUCCUGUCGGCUCUGGCGUCACUUUCAGCAGUGCCGGCAGAGACAAUGGCUCGUCCUCACAGAACUGCACUGAGAACCACUCGAGUAUGCUAAAUGAGCCAGUUGACUCUUCUGGCCUGACACCAUCUGAAUCACCAGCGACUCUUAUUCGCAAAAGUAAAAUCGGUAGUGCUUUGAUUUCUUGA
Messenger RNA from Protopolystoma xenopodis, 975 nucleotides. The record is from the annotation of a GenBank genome assembly. NCBI's taxonomy places the organism in Eukaryota, Metazoa, Platyhelminthes, Monogenea, Polystomatidea, Polystomatidae.